Messenger RNA from Sesamum indicum (sesame), 1816 nucleotides. Its product is annotated as Ras-induced vulval development antagonist protein. Gene Ontology annotation, biological process: regulation of gene expression. Gene Ontology annotation, molecular function: chromatin binding. The record is from RefSeq and is a predicted model, not a curated record. Gene Ontology annotation, cellular component: nucleus. Lineage: Eukaryota; Viridiplantae; Streptophyta; Magnoliopsida; Lamiales; Pedaliaceae.
GAAGUUGGUGAUAUAUAAGUGUGCGGAAGAGCACAUUGUAAUUAUUUGGACUUCUCUUAGAUCCCCUGAUGGGCAGAAUUUCCUCAGCCAUAGAAUUCCCUGAACGCCGCCGUCCCAAUGGUCAUCUCGACAAUGGUAGGUAUUCUCCCGAUUCUCGUAGGUACCAGCGCCGUAGCCCUAGUCCCAGACGCGGCCGAGGCCGAGGAAGAAGUCUGAGCCGCAGCCCCAGCCCUAGACGUGGGCGAGGCCGAAGUCUGAGCCGCAGCCGUAGUUUGAGUCGGAGCCGGAGCCGGAGUGGAAGCCCGAUCACCAACGGCUAUAACAGGUACCGUCGUUCUUCCCCGGAUUAUUCAUACCCUCGUCUCGAAGAAACCCAAAAAUCUGGUGAAAGAAAGAAAUUAGAUUAUGAUAAUCGGAAAAAACCCUACCUCGACCGAGAUUAUCGAAACGGGCGAUAUUCUGAGUCUGAAUCAGAUGAAGAAUUAAAAGCCCUACCUUUUGAAGAGUACCGCAGGCUCAAACGUCAGAAAUUGAGAAAAAAGCUUACAAAUAGUUUUUGGAAUUGCACUCCUAGUCCCCCUAGGGAUCCGAAUGCAAAAUCGGAUGGAGAAUUGGAGGAGGAUGCUGGAGUUGCCGAGGAAAAGCAGAGCAAGGGAUUGAAGGCAGGUGAAGAAAAUUCGACAGGGAGUGAAUCUGAUUCGGUGACUGAGGAUUCUGAAUCCGAGUCAGAUGAUUCUAGGUCGAGAAGGGAUAGGAAAUCUGGUUCUAGGCGUAGAAGUAAGAGAUCGAAGUCUCUUUCUGAGAGUGACAGUCUAUCUGAGGAGGAAUCCAGUGAGGAAGAUUCACAGGAAGAUAGGAGAAGGAGAAGGAGAAGGAGUGGGAAAAAGAGUAGCAAGAGAAGUAACAGGAGAAAGAGAAGUAGUCGGAGAAAGAGCUUAUCAAGUGAAAGUGAGAGUGAAAGUGAAGAUUCUGAUAUGAGUGAUCAUGUGAAGUCGAAGAAGCGGAAGCAUCGAUCAUCUUCAAGGUCCAAAAGAAGCAAGAAGAAGAGAGAAACGGAAAGUGAGUCUUCAUAUUCAAAUGAGAAUGAUUCUGGUUUAGAAGCUGAUGCCAAGGAUGUUGCUUUGAAGGCAGAUGAGGUUAAAGCUGAUGAUGAUGUCAAUAGUGAGGUACUCAAGUUUAAGGAAAUGAUUGAGUUGCGGAAAAAACCGAACUUGGAUGAUGAGCCAGUGGUUGGUCCAAUGCCUCUGCCAAGAGCAGAAGGACAUAUCAGCUAUGGUGGUGCACUUCGGCCUGGUGAAGGUGAUGCUAUUGCGCAGUACGUUCAGCAAGGGAAGCGUAUCCCUCGUAGAGGUGAAGUGGGUCUUUCAGCUGAGGAGAUCUCUAAGUUUGAGAGUCUUGGCUAUGUGAUGAGCGGUAGCAGACAUCAGCGGAUGAAUGCUAUUCGUAUCAGAAAGGAAAACCAGGUUUACAGUGCAGAGGACAAGCGGGCACUAGCAAUGUUUAACUAUGAGGAGAAGGCCAAGCGCGAGCAGAAGGUUAUGGCUGAUUUGCAGCGGUUGGUGCAGCGUCAUAUUGGGCAGGAUGCUGGUCCUUCUCAUGAUCCAUUCGGUGGAAGAGCUGCUGAGGGUGCUGAUGAUUGAUCAAUGUACUAUUUUACUAUGUCAGUGACUCAAUAUGUAGUUUAUGAUUGCCAGAGUUAUUUUCUGUUUGGAUGAUGUAAGAAUGUCUUUUUUCUUCUGUUGGCAUUAACUACCAUUUGCACAACUUUGGGACUUUUAAGAAAUUAUCAUUUCUGUUGAAGUUUUGAUUACUGGAA